AAAGUAGAAGUCUAGAAGGGGGAAAGAGGUGUAGAGCAAGUGUUUAGGUUUCUGUGCACAGUAGAGAGUUUAUCCAAUCAAAUAAACCCAAACCAAGCCGUCUCUUCAUUUCCGAUAGAAGCCAUGGAUAGGCUUCUAUCUUCUUGUUCUUCUUCCCUUAACACCAAUCUCAAGCCCUUUUCUCUUCUCCCUCGAUUUGACUCCGUCAGAUUCAACCCUUUCUCAUCAACGCGCUGUUCCUUCACCUCAAUUUCAUCCAAGCAUGAAACCCCACCUCCAUUAUCGUCUUCUCCUCCAAAAACCCUACCACCCCUUUCCCCCUCUCCACUCAUUCAUUUUCAUGCCUCCGUGCCCCCAUCCCAACCCCUCACUCCGAAUAAUUUCCAAAAUCCAAAGGCAAUAACAGCUCGAACGUUUGCAAUACUCUCUUCUCUUGUUUUGCUCUUAAUCCAACCAGCUUUUGCUCCGGCAGCUUUUGCCACGUUUCAAAAUGCUGCCAAGACUGGUGGCCCUGCUGCUGCCGCAGUUGGUGGAAAACUAAUCCGCACUGAGCUUCUAACUAGUGCUUGGACUGGUUUCUUUGCUGGCUGCUUGCACACACUGUCAGGGCCUGACCACCUUGCAGCUUUGGCUCCAUUGUCAAUUGGCCGAACCCGAAUGGAGAGUGCUGCUGUUGGAGCCCUUUGGGGUUGUGGCCAUGAUGCCGGUCAAGUUAUCUUUGGCUUAAUAUUUUUGCUCUUAAAAGAUCGACUUCACAUUGAAAUUAUCCGAACUUGGGGCACCCGAGUGGUUGGCCUUACCCUGCUAGUAAUUGGUGCUAUGGGAAUUAAGGAAGCUUCAGAAGUGCCUACCCCGUGUGUUGCCUUAGAAAAUGGUGAAUGUGAUGUCAGUGUCUAUGAAUCACGCGAUAGUAAUCCUGUUGUAGGAAAGAAGAAGAUUGGUUUUGCUACUUUUGCCACUGGAAUAGUUCACGGACUGCAACCAGAUGCAUUGAUGAUGGUGUUGCCUGCCCUUGCUCUACCCUCACGCUUGGCUGGUGCUGCAUUUCUCAUCAUGUUCUUACUUGGAACUGUUGUUGCAAUGGGGAGCUAUACGGUAUUUAUCGGUUCAUGUAGCGAGGCACUAAAAGAUAGAGUACCUAGAAUAACUGAGAAACUCACUUGGGCUUCUUCUCUUAUUGCAAUAGCCCUCGGAUUUGCCAUCAUCAUUAGCCAGUUUUUUGGGUUUAGCCUGUAUUAGUAAACUUUAUUCAGCCAGGGACCUUUUUUAUGAACAUCGUUUUGGUGUCUAGAAAAAAGUAGGGACGUUAGAGAGAAAUUUGAUUGUUUGGAGCAAGGUCAUUAUUUAUGCAAGAUUUUGAUUGUCUAUUAUUUGACUACGUUUGUGAAUGUAUAUAUCGGGUAGGUUCAAUUACUCUACUGCCAAGAACUAUGUUGCUGUUUCAUUUGAAGAUUUCGAUUGAUUUUACCAAUAUUCUGUUUAUGCA
Messenger RNA from Glycine soja, 1486 nucleotides. RefSeq lists its product as uncharacterized. The record is from RefSeq and is a predicted model, not a curated record. Bases 124 to 1239 code for a protein of 371 amino acids. The transcript is spliced from 2 exons. NCBI's taxonomy places the organism in Eukaryota, Viridiplantae, Streptophyta, Magnoliopsida, Fabales, Fabaceae.